Molecule: messenger RNA, 4154 nt
Organism: Carassius carassius (crucian carp)
Lineage: Eukaryota; Metazoa; Chordata; Actinopteri; Cypriniformes; Cyprinidae
Gene: adamts15b
Product: A disintegrin and metalloproteinase with thrombospondin motifs 15
Exons: 8
Coding region: 346-3174 (942 amino acids)
Biological process (GO): extracellular matrix organization; proteolysis
Cellular component (GO): extracellular matrix
Molecular function (GO): metalloendopeptidase activity
Source: RefSeq, a predicted model, not a curated record
GUCGUUUGCCAAGUAUUCUCCACCUCUACAAAUGACAAGCAUUCGUUUGGAGUGGGAGGUAACCUCUGAAGCGCUGCUGGUGCUUGAUGCUCGUAUUUAGAGCCAGAAGUUUAUGCGGUGUUCAACAUGAAUCAUGAUCUCUCAUCUGAACUUCCCGAAAACUCUUACAAUCUGCAAUGUUUACAUAUGACGCAAAAGAAUAAGAGAGAGAAAGAGAGAAAAAGCUGGUUUUACGAGAGAUGAAGAUUGUGGCAAUGCUUAGAUCUCAUGACGGAUGUACAGAACCGUGAUCAACAGCAUCACGGCGUCAAUUACACUUUGAAGGAUAUAUAAUAAUUACCAACGAUGUCUGUUUACACCGUUGUUUUGUUUUGUCUCUUGCACAUGCUGUUCUUAAGGAAAAUAUACCUCUGUAUGGAAACUGAUUUGUGUGAACCUGUUCGACUUGACCGUGAAAAUUACCCAAGUCAUGACAAACUGAACAAAGAACUUGUUGUUUACAGAAUAAACGCUUUUAAUCAGGAAUUGUAUCUUAAUCUUCUGCCUGACUCGAGUUUUCUGGCUCCUGAUGGCACAUUUCAAUAUAACACAUCAUCUUCAAGUGCUUUUUUGGGAGAUGAUUUUAGAAGAUGCUUUUACUCCGGUGAUAUUAAUGCAGACAGGAAUUCAUAUGCAGCUCUCAGUCUCUGUGGAAGCAUCAGAGGAGCGUUCUCUUAUAACGGGAUGGAGUACUUCAUAGAGCGCAGGUCAACCAACACAGCACCAGGACUGAUCCCAGAUGAUGCUGAAAAAAAGCACAUCAUCCGCAGAAGACAUCUUCACGCCUCAACCUCAACAUCUAGGUGCGGAGUUACAUCCAGUUUAAACCAGGGCAUUUUGGACUCCAUAGAAAAGUACAAACCGGUGAAGGGACACACGAGGAACUUGACAGAAACUUUGUUGAAGGGCAAAAGCAGAUCGAAAAGAUUCGCCUCUAUACCGAGGUACGUAGAGGUCCUGGUUGUCGCUGAUGAGUCUAUGGCAAAAUUCCACGGCGACGACCUGAAGCUUUACCUUUUGACUCUCAUGUCUGUCACUGCAAAGCUCUACAAACACCCCAGUAUCUUGAACGCCAUCAGUAUAGUGGUUGUAAAGCUUAUGGUGAUUAAUGAGGCAGAAAAAGGACCCAAAGUAUCCAGUAACGCGGCACUAACGCUGCGCAAUUUCUGCACCUGGCAGAAGAAGCUGAACAAGAUCAACGACAAACACCCAGAGUACUGGGACACAGCUAUUUUGUUUACAAAGCAGGACCUGUGUGGGGGUACCACAUGUGACACUCUGGGUAUGGCUGAUGUAGGAACCAUGUGUGAUCCUAAGAGGAGCUGCUCAGUUAUUGAAGAUGAUGGUCUUCCCUCAGCCUUCACCACCGCACAUGAAUUAGGGCAUGUGUUCAGUAUGCCACAUGACAAUGUGAAGGCUUGUGAGGAGGUAUUUGGAAAGCUGAAGGACAAUCAUAUGAUGUCUCCCACACUGAUCCAGAUUGACCACACCACACCCUGGUCUGUCUGCAGCGCUGCCAUCAUCACAGACUUCCUGGACGCUGGCCACGGUGACUGUCUGCUGGAUCAGCCCCAAAAGCUUUUGGCUCUUCCAGAUGACCCUCCGGGCAUCAGCUACUCGCUCAGCCGUCAAUGUGAACUGGCUUUCGGCUCAGGAUCCAAGCCCUGUCCAUACAUGCAGGCCUGCUCCAAACUGUGGUGCACGGGGAAAGCUAAAGGACAGCUGGUUUGUCAGACUCGCCACUUUCCCUGGGCUGACGGCACUACCUGUGGCAGCAACAAGUUGUGCUAUCGAGGGAUCUGUACUGAUAAGCAAAAUACUACCAAAGACAAGGCAGAUGGACAUUGGGGUCGGUGGGGUCCAUAUGGUUUGUGCUCCUGUACUUGUGGGGGAGGGGUGCAGCUCGCCAAAAGGGACUGUAACAACCCCACCCCUGAAAACGGGGGCAAGUACUGCCAGGGACUGAGAGUGAAGUAUCGCUCAUGCAACUUAAAGCCCUGUAAAGACUCAGGAAAGAGCUUUCGUGAGGAGCAGUGUGAGGCGUUCAAUGGUAUCAGUCUGAACACUAGCAGACUGAGCCCGUCUGUGGUCUGGGUUCCGAAAUACUCUGGAAUCUCUGUUAAGGACAGAUGCAAGCUCAUCUGCCGAGCCAACGGCACCGGAUACUUCUAUGUCCUUGCACAGAAGGUGGUGGAUGGAACCCCUUGUUCUCCUGAUACCUCGGCAGUCUGUGUUCAGGGAAAGUGCAUUAAGGCCGGCUGUGAUGGCAAACUGAGCUCCAACAUGAAGUUUGACAAAUGUGGUGUGUGUGGGGGAGACAACCACAACUGCAAGAAAGUCUCUGGAAUGUUCACAAAACCCAUGAAUGGCUAUAAUUUUGUGGUGACUCUACCGGUCGGAGCUGCAAACGUGGAUGUAAGGCAGCGUGGUUACCGUGGUUUGAUUAACGAUGACAACUAUUUAGCAGUAAAGAACGAUCACGGCAAAUAUCUCCUGAAUGGAAACUUUGUGGUUUCAACGGUAGAAAAAGACAUUAUCGUAAAGGGAAGUCUGCUUCGCUACAGUGGAACCGGGACAUCAGUGGAAAUACUGCAGGCCUCUAAACCUCUCAAAGAGUCUCUUACGGUGGAACUGUUGUCGGUGGGUAAAAUGACACCUCCUCGUGUGCGCUACUCCUACUACCAGAAUGUGGGACAGAAGGAGGGCAAGAUCUUAAGGAAGGACGAAAGGAACCCUACACAGAACAGUGUGCUGGAAGACAGCAAUAGAGUGGAGGUAAAGAAGCCAGCCUAUCAUAUGCCAUCUUAUAAAUGGGUGCCAGAGGACUGGAAUAAGUGCUCGGUUACCUGUGGGAAUGGGGUUCAAAGUAGACAGAUACAGUGUUUGGACUCGGAUGGGAAAACAGCUACACACUGUGACGGCACACAAAAACCCAGUGCCAUAAGGGUGUGUGGUGACCCUUGCCCAAUGUGGAGUAUUGGCGAAUGGUCCUCAUGCUCUAAAACCUGCGGGAAAGGCUUUAAGAGACGCCCAAUGCAAUGCACCACUCAGACUGGACUGCUUUUACCUAGAGACCACUGCUCAAGCAAAAGAAAGCCACAAGAACUGGACUUUUGCACUGUUCGGCCCUGCUAGUAAACGAUUCGUUGUGUUCUGAAACACAUCUUAUGGAGCCAAAGUGAUCUUAUUACAUGUGCAUCCUAGGUUGCCUCAUUUCAAAUGGAAAUAUUAUCAUGAAACAAAGACAAAAAAUGUCUUUUACGAUUACAUUGUUACAUGUUAACGUACAGAUAUCGCCUACCUCGAAAAGGACAGGGUGUUUUAAAGCAACAAAAUAAAAAUAAGAUGCUGUGGCAUUAGAACUGUCACAAAAUAAAACUAGCAUCUCCUCUACAUAUGGUUUGUAGACAAUAUCAAAAAGUGUUUGAGUUUGAAUUUGGAUUUUAAAUACAUGUGAAUAAUUUGAUCUAAAUGUGAAGCAUAUUGUAUUCAAAAAUAGGGCUACUUGGUCCAUGCACUAUUGAUCAUUUGUAUUCAUAUAUUAGGCUGAGAUAGUCAGUAGAUUAAAAUGUUACCAAUCAAUGAAGUUUCAAUGAGCAGAAUAGAAAGAAGUAAACCAGAUAGAAAGUCUUUGGAUAUCUAUAUUUUCUUGUAAAACUGAUCUCUGCUAAAAUAGACUGAUGUUGAUACAGCCUUGGUACUGCAAAUGUUGUGCAAAAGCAACUUCAUAUACAAUGCGAUUUCAAUAUCUAAAAUCUCCACAGUAUACAGAGGGGAAAAAAAGAAGAAAUAUUAAAAACAUUCAGCUGCUACGACUGUGAAAUCACCAUGUUUCUUAGAUGGAAAUUCAGUAUUGUUUUAUUGUGCGUGUAUUAGAUGUAUUCUCUGCUGGACUUAUGAAGAUACAUAAUAACUUGUGUUAACAACCCUUGUAAACCAAUGUUGUUGAAAUGUUGUUGCUAAGAGCAUCUCAUUCAUUUCAAAGGUGCUUCCUUGUUUUAUUUAGUUUUCUCAUCUUUUGAUGUUAAAACAGCAAAAGGCACUUAUGUUUUUCUAUUGGAAUCCAUUGUAUACCAUGUAUACAUUCAUCAACUGUACACAAAUAAAUACAGAAA